AUGUAAGAAAUAUAGAAGUUGUUAGAUGUAUUUAUUUAUUAUUGUAUAAAUUUAGUCAUCCUUUGAUCAAAUCAAUAAUUUCAUAGAUUAAGAAUUAAAUAUAGAUGAUACUCCAAUAUCUAAGAUGAGCAAUACUUAAUCAGAAUUUAAAUUACCAAAAGUUGAUUAAUUGAAUAUAAUUGGCUAAGCAGAGUUUAUAUCAAAAAUUAUUAAAGAAGUGAAACCAUUGAUUAAAUCUAAAAUGAAAGAUGAAGUUCAAAUUAAAAACUAAUCACAACAUUAAUAAUAAUCAUUAAUAAACUAAUAAUAAUCAUAGUAAUAAUUCAAAUAACAAAAUUAAAUUGAAUCUCCAUCUUAAUUCAAUCUUAAACCAUUUACUUAUCAGAUAAUUUAACAGAAUUCUAUUAAAUAAGAUAAAUAAUGUUAUGCAGUUGCUUUUAAUAAAAAUAGUUCAAUUGUAGCAACUGGAUGUGAUAAUUAAAUUAAAAUAUAUGAAUUUAAAUAAGGAAUUUUGAAAUUAAAUCAAAUCUUAAAUCAACAUAAAACUGAUGUACAUAUAUUAAAGUUCAUGAAAUAAUCAAAUUAGUUGAUUUCUGGAGAUUAAGGAUCUAUUUUGAUUUGGUCAUAUAAUAAUAAUUCAUGGAUUUGCUCAUAAACUAUUCAAGCACAUAAUAAUUGGAUUAGAUGCUUAAUUAUGAAUAAUAAUGAAGAUCUGUUUAUAUCAAGUAGUGAUGAUUAUUUAAUAAAGUUUUGGGUUAAGUAAAAUGAUGGCUGGAUCAGUUAAUAAACAAUUACAGAUCAUAGUAACAGUGUUUAUCAAUUAAGUUUAAAUGAAUAGCAAAAUCAAAUUAUAUCUUGUGGACGUGAUAGUUAAAUAUUAAUAAUUGAGUAAAUAGAACUUAAUAAAAAUUGGAUUGUAAAAUAAAAAAUAAAAGUUGAUUGUUAUGGAUAUCGAUUAUGCUUUAUCAACGAUAAUCUAUUCACAUUUCAACCUUAUCAAGGCAAUUUGAUGUAUGUCUAUGAAAUGAAUAGAGUAAGUAAAUAGUUUACUAAAUUAAAAGAUAUUACUCUUAAUCAAAGUAAUUCUGAUGAUUAUGGUGGAUUAUUUCCAUAAUAAUUUAUUAAAUAAAAAUAAUUACUUGUGAAUAAGCAUUAUUAAAAUAUAAAUUUAAUAAGAUUUACAUAAAAUGUUAAAUUUAAAGUUGAAUAAUCUAUUCAGUUUGAUACAUAUUCAAUUUAUGGAUAAUUGAGUGAUGAUGCAGAAUAUUUGAUUACUUGGGAUAAAUAAUCAAAAGAAAUAUAAAUAAGGAGAUUCACAGAAAAAUGA
This is a messenger RNA of Paramecium sonneborni, 1327 nucleotides long. The record is from the annotation of a GenBank genome assembly. NCBI's taxonomy places the organism in Eukaryota, Ciliophora, Oligohymenophorea, Peniculida, Parameciidae.